Molecule: messenger RNA, 1098 nt
Organism: Diabrotica balteata
Lineage: Eukaryota; Metazoa; Arthropoda; Insecta; Coleoptera; Chrysomelidae
Source: the annotation of a GenBank genome assembly
AUGAGAAUAUACAAAAGUGACGGUAGUUAUGUUGAAGACAAUGACACUGAGUUUGGAUGGUAUUUUUACGAAAUUAUGGUUGACGAGAGCAACGAUCGAUUUGAGGAGAUUAAUAGAGAAACUAGGUAUAUUUCUAAGUUGAAGAAACCGCUUAGUUUUACUUUUGAAUCAAUAGAUUAUACCAAUUUUGAAGAAAUAGAGGAAAGACCAAUAGAAAAAAUUAGCCCAGAUAUUGAAAUUGAGAGCAUAUUUGAUGUUGAGUCGUGCACUACCGAAGAAGACGAUGAAUCGAUUUGCGAGGAAGUAGAUCUAGAAUUUCCUCCAAAAGACAAACUUGCCGAGCUUAUCGACCCAUGUAGUCCUGAAACUAAAAUGUUAUUGUCUGUAAUUAGUUAUUCUAGGUACAAGUCUCUCAUGAAAGAAGAAACCACGGACAAACUAAUACAAAAAGUUAACGUUAAAACCACAAAUUUUAAUCACUUUAUCAAAGAUAAACGCACAAGUCUAAGUGAAGAUAUGUUUAAAGAAAUCAUUACAUAUCAUGCGACAAAAGAAGAUAAUAUGAUGUCUUUAAUGAUGGAGUUAAUUUUGACCGACGUUGAUUGUCAAUUAGAAGAUAUAGUUGAUUCUGUUGAGCCAGAACCAGAAGAAGAAGAGUCUGCCAACGGUUUUCAAAUACCUCAGUUUGUCUUUGAGACUAGCGAUUUGGGUAACAGCCUUCCAAGCAUCAGUUCGAAUAAAAGCGAGACCCUUGUCGAUAGUAAUUACCUACAGGUGUCGAAUAGAGCGAAUAUUUUGAGCAAUCUCGGCCUCAGCGACGAAGAUAAAAGCAUACAGAGUAUCUGUGAGGAAACUUUCGAGAUGCACCAGGAGUUGGCGGAUAUUAAGAAAAGCUUUCAGGAGGAUGUUAACAAAGUGAAUGAACUGCUAAAACAAGCCUGUGUUUUAAAAAACGAUUUACGAGAAACCCUGUACCUCAACGAUAUCAUCAAUCUCCUGGAGGGUGACAUCGAAAAAGUUAAACUGAAGAAGCUCCCUUUCCGCAUAUUUUACCGAAGUAUCAAGGCCGGAGAUCGGGACAUCAACCUCAUUAUAUAA